UCACACGAACGUUUCGCGCGGCCGUGCGAGCGUCGAUUUGAAAAAGAAAAGAAACAAGUGCUUCGCUCUGCGUACUUAUUACGCGUACAUCUUCUUCGUCUGCGCUCCAGACGAACCGAGAUGGGGGCAGGGGGAGCGCGAAGCUAGUUACAGGGACAAGAAGUUCCUUUCUCUCUGAGUUUCCGUUGUUCCUGAAUUGGCGCGCAUCGCGACGAUGCCGCUUCUUUCGUACCUGUUUGCGACUGUUGAAGAAUUCUUUUAUCCGUCGUGGCGUUUUAGAUGUAUACAUACAUACAUACAUAUAUGUAUAUAUAUAUAUAUAUAUAUAUAGUGUGUUAUAUCGCAAGAAACCGAGGAGAACGUUUCUGUGUUUUCCGAAAGUUCGUGAACGGAUCUGGGAGAAUCGGUUUCCGUCUUCUAGAGGUUGCCAUUUUGUUGGUUUUUUCUCUUAUUUUUACGGUCAGACCCUAUACCGUGGGUUUUGUUCCUUUGUUCAUCGCGAUUUGCGGAGAGUUUUACGUACAAAUUGAUUUUUUAAAAAUAUUAUAUUUGAUGAUUUACGAUGUGUUAGUUUUAUUACGACAGUAAAUCGAGAAAGUGCAUAGAAAAUUAGCGUUAAAGUUCUCGAUUUUUGAACGUAUCUCAGCCUGCGUAUGUAUAGAAAUGAGAUCACACUUCGAGUUUAUUAUUAUUAAUAUUAUCUGCAGCGUGUCUUCUUGUGAGUACGAAACACAACGACAUCUAGAACCAUAUAUCAUCAUAUAUAUAUAUGCCGAGAUGCUUUUAUGUUUGCGAGUAAAAGGGUGAGACGUCACUAGAAUGUGUAAUAUUCCGUGAAGUUUCGGCUAGAUUUCACGAUUGUGGAAAAAUUCGUAGACACGUGAAAUGGAUCCCGUCGCAGUCUACGAGCACUGUUCGAUCUCCAUGAAACGAUACUAGGCUAUUGACUUGAAAUUUGUUAGUCCAUAUUGACCCGGACCUCGCACAUUCCCACUUGUGACCUGUAAUUCCGAGACAAACGAACGAGAGAACUUUUGCUCUGAAGUUGUGGACCACGCUCAGCAAGUGCAAAGUGAACUUAUUAGUGAGAACUCAUUAGUGAGACGAAUUCUUUUCACGGAAAUGUUGAAUCGAUACGUUAAAUACAGAUAGAUUAUAGCGAUCUCUAUAUUCGAGGUGUAUAUUUUUUAACGAAAAAGCAAACACACACACACAGAUCUGCGAUAGAUCGAGUUAUGUCGAGAACACGGUGUUAUCGCCCUCCGAGAGGAUGUACUUAGUUAUGUAAAGAGGUACCGUAAAACGUCCGCGUAUCGUCGAGUUUCAAUAAAAGCAUUUGUAUUAGGAAAGCGACUCGCUCUCCACGUGCGCGUGACUCAUGCUGUUUUUCCGGCUUGCUCUCUCUCUCUCUCUCUCUCUCACUCUCUCUCUCUCUCUCCAUCCCCCCGUUCACCACGAGUCUCUCUUUUUUUAUCUAACUCUCUUUUUCUGUCUUGUCUCUUCCUGAGAACGUCCUUUCUCUGCAUGGAAUUCUGGCGCGUACGCGUUCUCUGAGCUGAACGGAGGUGCCCUCGAGGAGACGUGUGUCGUGCGAUCGAUGUUGACCGUGACAUGAUCUUUUGUAGGUGGCAGGCUCCUCGAAUUUCGCACAAUGCGCCUGAAGAAGAACCUGAAGAAGCGGGACACGCAGUACAACCCGAGCACCGGCAAGUUUCACUGCCCCAAUUGCAACAAUGGCUACGGCAGACGCGACACCAUGCUCGGCCACUAUAGGUACGAGUGCGGAAAAGCGCCCAGAUACAAGUGCCCCUACUGCACCCUAUGCAGCAAGAAGACCUCGAACAUUUAUCAGCACGUCAGAGCGAUGCAUCCGAAGCAGGAGGUGACUCUGGUGAAACUCUAUUGAGCUCCUUGCGAUCUGCAGGCGUGAACCGACGCGAGGAAGAUCUCGAGUUUGCCAAGCGAAAGCUAUUGUUGAACGUCGCCGGUGUCGCUCGCCGAACUGGACUGUUCGCAAUACCUCAGGGAAUUUUUCUUUCUCGGAUUUCGAGUUACACACGUAUGUGUGUGUGUUUGUGUGUGCGUGUGUGUAUAUAUAUCGCGACUCUCCGCGCGCGUAUUUGUACAUAUGUGAUUCGAACGAGCCGGAGAUUAGACUGCUCUUGAUGUGUAUAGUGAGGAUUGCGCUUCCUGUACUCUGUACGCGUGUCGAACUCGUAGCGUGUUAAGUGAACGUUCUCCAAGUGAUUUGUCACAAUGCGCACGAGACGUUGGAGAGUUCGCAUGUAAUUGACGGCGGCUCGCUCUGCUUUAUUUAUUCGUUCCUCUUCGAAUUUUCGAGAAUCCCCGGGUGAUCGAACUUAAACACGCGGGGUGUUCUGUUCAACGAUAAGACUGCACUGUAUAUAGUACACUGUACAUUUCCAAAAAUCGACUGUGAAGAAAUAAAGAAUCUUGUACCUUUCAUUUCACCUACUACGAUGAGUUCGGAGUUAGCGAGUACAUUACGGUGGCGGAUUUCGGCACGAAGCACGGAACACGGUGGGAUUCGCACGUGCCCCUCCGGUGUCUCGCCGCUACUUGGUAAGCCUGAGGUGAAUUCCGGACGGCGCGUUUUCAUCCGGGGAAUCGCCGACAAGACGUAACCAGAAGUAACCGACACGUCUCGCAGAGUCCUUCCCUCCGUCGGCAGAUCCGUGCUGACUGGUGUCGCCUCGGUAAAGAAACUCCGUCGAUCGAUAUAUUUGCGUUGACGAGCUCCGGAAGAAAUCGGCGACGAACAUCACAUAAGCACGCCGAUAUCCGUCUAUCAUAUCCGUGUGUGCUGCCACGUGGCAUUCGUGGCAAUUAGGGAGCGAACGCAUUAGGCGCAUUUUGGUAUCGGUGUUAAAAAGACGUAUCUCGGUAUUAAAAAAUGUUCGGAGCGAGUUCUCCCCGAAAGUGAGAAAGAAAGAGAGAGAGAGAUCGAAGAAACGGUCUGCUGUCGCAUGGUAAACGUCGUCGGGCAGGUUCGUUCAGGAUGGUUUGCGUGAAUUUGAUUUGGUGGUAGCGUCCUCGUAGUCUCUGUAUCUCGCGUAAAGUACAUAUACCCUACGCUCGCGUGUGAUUGCGGCGUGCGUAUCCGCAGUAUCAUUAAUGCUGGACGACAUCGGUUUCAGAAUCGUGGGGAAACACGAGGACGGAAAGGGGCCGAUCGCAGGAGCUGGUGCGGCUGCACUAUCAUCAUCACCAGCAGCAGCAGCAGCAGCGGCUGCGGCAGCAGCGCAAGGAGAUGGGCCUGUACGGCCGGAAGCAUCAGUGUCCGAAAUGCGAGAAGUCCUUCUCGCAGAGCUACUCGAUGUACCGUCAUUACAGAUACGAGUGCGACUCUCUGCCGCGUUAUCAGUGCCCGUAUUGCGGCCACGUCAGCAAAUGGUCCCACUCGAUCUACAAUCAUAUCAGGAAGUUGCACCCGGGACAGGAAGUCACGCUGAACAAGCGCUAUUAGUCCAGUCAGACGUGCCGGAGCUUGCGCGUGGAUCGCCCGUACUUCAGACCGAUCGUUCUGGAGAAGUACCAUAGCGUCUUGCGGAACUCCCGGCUCAAAGCGUCCUUGAACUGGCGCGGCUUCACUUGCCCCAGGUGCGCCCGCACCUUCCACACGUCCGGCGGCAUGAAUCGGCACUACCGGCUCGAGUGCGUCGAUCUGCCUCGCUUCAAGUGCCCGCACUGCGACAUGCGCAGCAAGUACACCCAGGCUGUGUACAGGCACAUUCGCGCGAAGCACCACAACAUGGAGAUGCGAUUCAUCAAGCUGUAUUAAAACGCGGAAAUCGGAGACUGAUGUAACUUAAUUUUGCACGGAACGAACGACUUACAAUUGUGCUUGUGUGACAUUGUUCUUCGAUUGAUUUGGCGCUUUUUUUUCCUUUCCUUUUUUUAACAAGACGCGUUACGGUCGAUGAAGAAUUCGAACAUCAAUGACAUCGUUGAAUCUCUCUCGGUACCUAGAAUCAUGAUUACGUUGCAGAUUUUUCCUCUUUUUUCUUCCACGACACAUAUUGGCAAAGUGCGAAAUUGAUUUCCACGUUCGGUUAGUCAAUCGCGAUUGAUUCGCAAGCCGUUUAUUUCGAGAGACCGGUUGUCUCCAACUGUUAUCGGGGAAAAUAAUCAAACGGUAAAAUAUAGUUGCGCGCGAACCGACAAGUUUCUGUGAUAUCACACCGUGAAGGUCUUUCCUUUAAGGGAAAACUAAUUCCGCGUUGCGUUACAGAAUCUGGUUAUAUUACAUUUAACGCGUAUGAGAGAGAGAGUGUGUGUGUGUGUGUGUGUGUGAUGUAAAUGCAUAGAAAGUAAUCGUCACUAGGAAUUAGAUAAUCGGCGGAUUGAUGCGCAGUCAAUGAUGGCCUGACUUUGGAAAUGUAUUGUAAGCGCGUGAGACGCACGUGUGCGAAUAUUUAAUAAUGGCGCAACGGGUAUGUUUUGUGUGAUUAGCCCGUAGUGUGUGAUGGACACGUGGUCACACUUGGAUUUCUGAAAAGUGAGCGUGAUUGUUCACAAGCUUCGUUAUCUACGAUGUCAAGUUUAUUCACUUGAGACUGACAACGGAAAAAUAGUUUUUAUAUGAUUGUCCACAUUCGGGGACACACGUUUGAAACAACGCACAACAACUGCAUCGGCAGUCUCGCGAUUCGUUGGACCGUACAGCGAAUAGUACCUCGAUCGUAUGUCAUUCGUGUCGACGACGUUCUCAGAGCUGGAAUUAACUUUCUCUCUGAGGUUAAACGCGCUUGUUGAGAGGAUAUAGGGAUCCAUAAUAUUAUAUAAAAACCGACAUAUUUCUCUUAUUUAUUUUUCUUUCUUACGUCUUUUAGAACAAGUCUAUAUACGGAAGUCGCAUGAGCGGCGCAUCUUUUGAAAUCAAUGUAACGGAAAGCGAUGCGCUGCCGCGCGUUACCUUGAAGCCGUAUUAUUACAUCAUAGUGAUUAAAAGAUCAUCAUAGAGAUCGAUGUUCUACGAAUGCGCGAUCGAUAUUCACCGCGUUCUCCUGUUGUACAAUAAGAAUGUAAACUCUAACUCUUUCGUGGCAUGCCAAGGGAUUGUUCGUAAACUCACGUGCGAUCUGAUGUGUAUCUGAACUUGUAAAAUUGUCAUGAAACAGGCGA
Molecule: messenger RNA, 5145 nt
Organism: Dinoponera quadriceps
Lineage: Eukaryota; Metazoa; Arthropoda; Insecta; Hymenoptera; Formicidae
Exons: 2
Coding region: 3136-3561 (141 amino acids)
Source: RefSeq, a predicted model, not a curated record